Symbiodinium necroappetens is the source of this 322-nucleotide messenger RNA. The record is from the annotation of a GenBank genome assembly. Lineage: Eukaryota; Dinophyceae; Suessiales; Symbiodiniaceae.
AUGCUGAGGAUGUCUCUGCACUAUCACGGGAUUUGGCCAAAGAGAGUGCACCGCUUUCUCGGAACGGCAGCACUGCACUGCACCGCCAAGACGAAGAAGGUUUUGCGACGAGAGCAAUGGAAACUGCUUCGUGCCGUGGAUAGCAGCAUCGAGCUAUCCGAGCCGAUGCGUGUGGAGCUUCUUCUUGAGUUGUCGGGCCUACCCAGACAGGAAGCCAUGGUCAUCAAGUCGUGCACCAAAGACAGCCGCAACUUCGAGUCCGUGCGUGCUACCCUUGUGGAGUACCAUACAGGUGUGCACCUGAGCGAGGGACGCACCUCAG